AUGGAAAACAGAAAGGAGAUGGGGAUGCUGGCUGAGGGAGGUCAGCUUGGCAAGAGCGGCGCUAGUUUGUCGGAAGCAAACGAGACCCCCGUGCAAGAACCGCAAGCAAAGCCGGGCCACAGGAACUGUUUGAGCCCCGGGGCUGCGCCCUAUUCCCGGGACAGAACCGAGAUGGUGGAGGACAGCCCACGGAGGAAUAUGUGCGCCGAUAUGAGGCCGGUUGGCACAUCCUCCUCUGGAGAAAGGCAACGGACUGAUUAUCCCCACAAAGACGGCAGCAGCUCAGACACCGAGUCGGACUUCUACGAGGAAAUUGAUGUCAGCUGCACGCCUGAAAGCAUGGACUACCAAAAAGCUAAAGGUAUGUGUAGGCUAGAUUCUCCGGCUCACCCGAGUGAUUCUGGUGCUGGCCCAGGUAAGACUGUCCCGGGUCAAGGCUCUUUGUCCUACGCAGCAGACCAGAUUCGGCGGUACCGGACAGCGUUCACCCGGGAGCAGAUCGCUCGGCUGGAAAAAGAAUUUUACCGGGAGAACUAUGUAUCCAGGCCGCGGCGAUGUGAACUGGCUGCUGCCUUAAAUCUACCUGAAACCACCAUCAAGGUGUGGUUUCAGAACCGCAGGAUGAAAGACAAACGUCAGCGUCUGGCCAUGACGUGGCCUCACCCCGCCGACCCGGCCUUCUACACCUACAUGAUGAGCCACGCGGCAGCCACAGGGAACCUUCCUUACCCCUUCCCGUCCCACCUGCCUCUACCUUACUACUCCCACCUGGGUGUGGGAGCUGGCUCAGCUCCUUCGGCCACUCCUUUCUCCAACCCCCUGCGCUCCCUCGACAGUUUCCGGAUGUUGUCUCACCCCUACCAGAGGCCGGAACUCCUUUGCACCUUCAGACACCCCUCUCUAUACUCGAGUCCGACCCACGGCCUCGGUCCCGGAGGAAGCCCCUGCUCAUGUCUGACCUGUCACUCCAGUCAAUCCAACGGCAUCUCGAGCAGGCCCUCCGGCUCGGACUUCGCUUGCUCCCCAACUAGCAGGACUGACGCUUUUGUAACUUUCACGCCUUCAGUGCUCAGCAAAUCAUCUGUGACAUUAGAUCAGAGGGAAGAAGUGCCUCUGACCAGAUAAAACCAAAACAACUAACUGUUGUUCUAUAU
This is a messenger RNA of Monopterus albus (swamp eel), 1154 nucleotides long. RefSeq names its product even-skipped homeobox 1 (gene evx1). Lineage: Eukaryota; Metazoa; Chordata; Actinopteri; Synbranchiformes; Synbranchidae. The record is from RefSeq and is a predicted model, not a curated record. The transcript is spliced from 3 exons. Gene Ontology annotation, biological process: regulation of transcription by RNA polymerase II. Bases 1 to 1125 code for a protein of 374 amino acids. Gene Ontology annotation, molecular function: RNA polymerase II cis-regulatory region sequence-specific DNA binding; DNA-binding transcription factor activity, RNA polymerase II-specific. Gene Ontology annotation, cellular component: nucleus.